Messenger RNA from Cephus cinctus (wheat stem sawfly), 1143 nucleotides. NCBI's taxonomy places the organism in Eukaryota, Metazoa, Arthropoda, Insecta, Hymenoptera, Cephidae. The record is from the annotation of a RefSeq genome assembly.
AUGUUAAAAAAUAUAAUUAAACAUAACCCAAUUAUUAAAAUUACAUAUAAUAGUAUUAUUAAAUUACCAACACCAUUAAAUAUCUCUAUUUGAUGAAACUUUGGAUCACUAUUAGGAUUAUGUCUACUAAUUCAAAUUAUUUCAGGCCUAUUUUUAUCUAUACAUUAUUGUCCUAACAUCAAUUUCGCCUUUAAUAGAAUUAUCCAUAUUUGUCGAGACGUAAAUUAUGGUUGAUUAAUACGAUUAAUUCAUAUAAAUGGAGCAUCUUUUUUUUUUAUUUGUUUAUAUACUCAUAUAGGACGAGGUUUAUAUUAUAUAUCCUAUAAAUUUAAUAAAGUAUGAAACAUUGGUAUUAUUAUCCUUUUUAUAACUAUAGCUACUGCAUUUUUAGGAUAUGUCCUGCCAUGAGGACAAAUAUCUUUUUGAGGAGCUACAGUAAUUACAAAUUUAAUCUCUGCAAUUCCAUACUUAGGAGAAUCAAUUGUUUUAUGAAUCUGAGGAAGAUUCUCAGUUGAUAACUCAACAUUAAAUCGAUUCUAUUCUUUACAUUUUAUUAUACCUUUUAUUAUCUUAGCAAUAGUUAUUAUUCAUUUAACAUUUCUACACCUAACUGGAUCAAAUAAUCCUUUAGGAACAAACAGAAAUUUAUAUAAAAUUUCAUUCCACCCAUAUUUUACAAUUAAAGAUUCAUUAGGAUUUAUUACUUUAAUUUUUAUUAUAUUAAUAUUAAUUAUAAUCAACCCUUAUAUAAUAGGAGAUCCUGAAAAUUUUUCACCAGCCAACCCAUUUGUUACCCCAAUUCACAUUCAACCAGAAUGAUAUUUUUUAUUUGCUUAUGCUAUUCUUCGAUCUAUCCCUAAUAAAUUAGGAGGUGUAAUUGCAUUAUUCUUAUCAAUUAGAAUUUAUUUUAUUAUGCCAAUAAUUAAAAAUAAUUUUAUAUUUACAUCAAAAUUUUACCCAAUAAAUCAAAUUAUAUUUUGAUCAAUAAUUAAUAUUUUUUUACUACUAACUUGAUUAGGAGCUCAACCAGUAGAAUCUCCUUUUAUUUUAAUAUCACAAAUUAUAACAAUUCUAUAUUUCAUAUAUUUUAUUAUUUUACCUUUAAUCAUAAAAUUAUGAGAUACAAUUAUUUUUAAAAAAUAA